Messenger RNA from Symbiodinium sp. CCMP2456, 780 nucleotides. NCBI's taxonomy places the organism in Eukaryota, Dinophyceae, Suessiales, Symbiodiniaceae. The record is from the annotation of a GenBank genome assembly.
AUGGCUGGCUGGGUGCAGCCAGCGAUCUUCAAUCCAGUCGACUGCCUCCGAAUACGCUGGCAAGUCUCAGUCGCUGAGACCACUUUCGCCAAGUUCACUGCAGAGCUGCUUCGAAAAGAGGGCCUCUGGCAGGGCUUGUGGAGACCGGGGCUUCCUUUCAACAUGUGCGCCGUGGCUGUGUCCCAAGGGCUCAGAAUGGGCCUUUACCCCACCGCGCGAGAUGCCCUGCAGACUUUGCUGCCGAGCGAUGGGCAGAAGUCCAGUGCAGCUAUGAUCGGCGCCGGCUUGAUGUCAGGGUCGUUUGCCUACUUCACCGGAGCCCCUCUCUGGCUUGUGAAGACACGAAUGCAGGCCGCAGUGCAAUUUGCUGCCGAUGGCGCUUCUACAGCCGUGCAGAUCUACCCUGUGCACCUGAGCGACUACUGGCGGGGCUGUUCCCCUCUCAUUUUUCGUGGCGCGUUGCUGACGGCCGGGCAGAUGUUCGGCUACGAUGGCACCAAAACUGCUGGGCGGCGACUGGGCUACAAAGAUGGUCCAGUACUUCAUGUCGCUGCUGCAACAUCGGUGGCUUGCUGCAGCAUUACGGGCCACAUCCUGAAGUGUUGCUGUUCUUGUAGAAACUCUUGGUGCGCGUGCGUAGCUGCAUGCCGGCGUGCCUGCGUGCAUGCAUGCAUGCAUGGAUGUGUUUGUUUGUUUGUUUGUUUGUUUGUGUGUGUGUGUGUGUGUUUGUGUGCAAGAGAGCAUAUGUGUGCACGUAUAUACACACGCAUAUGUACAUAA